Solea senegalensis (Senegalese sole) is the source of this 5926-nucleotide messenger RNA. RefSeq lists its product as uncharacterized. The coding region runs from base 20 to 3739 and encodes 1239 amino acids. The transcript has 7 exons. Lineage: Eukaryota; Metazoa; Chordata; Actinopteri; Pleuronectiformes; Soleidae. Gene Ontology annotation, cellular component: synapse. The record is from RefSeq and is a predicted model, not a curated record.
UCUGCUGAGCCUGACUGACAUGGUCCACUUGUGCGUGUCCAUUUCAGAUGAUGGUGUCAGGCUCGAGUCUGUGCAGAACGGUUCACCGAAAACAGUGCAACGUAGGGGAAGGAGGGCAGUCAGCAUGGCUACUCUGCGGCGCCAACCGGGAUCCAGAACAUCCUCAACCCGUCAGAACCGUGGCUCCUGUUCGUCUACCGCGUCUUGCCCCGUCUUCUCUGGACCAUACAGUGACCAAGAGGAAGACCCUCCAAUGCGCCGCCAAUCCUCACCUUUACUCAAAGGAUCUCUUUCUAGUCUCCACAGGUGUACCAGCCCAAGCCCCAAAGGUUCCCUUUCUAAAGGGUCUAUUCCCUGUUUUCAAGGAUCUUUACCGAGUCUUCAAGGAUCCCUCCCCAGUUUCCGAGGUGUUUCACCCAACAUGGGAGGAUCAAUUUCUCAGAUGAAGAGGCGGUCUCUUGGCAGCCUGGACAACUCCAGCCCCAGUCCCAGUGAAUGGAGUACCAGCUGCAGCCAACAGAGUGGCAACGGCAGUUCCAGUGAUGAUGACGAAAGUUGGGACACAAAUAGCUGGAGCUCAGGGGCCACCUGUCUGCUACGGACUCCUGUUAAGCAAGAUAGCACUGAGACAUCAGAGAAUUCAGGUAGGAAGUCUUGCACCACUGACCAGGCUCCUGCAAUAGCUGAGCCUGAAAUUAUAUACCAGAAUCUUAUCUUCUCCUGCCCUGUUGCUAAAACUAAAAGCACAGGAGGUUGCGCUCCUGAGAGGGUUUCCACAAUACCAAGGAAAGGUGCAGGAACUCCGAGUGUUUCCUCGUCUCAGAGGCGUGAUGCUACAGUCUCAUUUCAACAACCACAUGAGAAGACCGAGGACAGAAAUAAAUUUACACAGUUUCUGAAUGAGGUGACCCACAGGGUGCUGAAUUCCAACGGUGGACCGCCACAACAGAAGUCCACACUCCGACAUCACUACCAGUCUCCACCACCACCACCAGCAGCAUCAUCAUCAUCAGCCCCACUAACAACUGCACUGCAUCAAACACCAAUGAACCCUCCUCUGACACCGUCUGCAGCAGCGGCGGCAACAAACCUGUGGUACAGCCCAACAAGUUCAAACCUCCACACCAUCAGGGAGUACGAUUCAAAGGACAUUAACUCUUCUAUCCACCAAUGGAGCAAGACUUUACCCAGCUGUAAGAUCUUGGAGCCCAGGGACAUGCUGAGGACAUCUAAAGGGGAAAGUCACUCAUACCAAGAGCACAACCUGGAGCUGUGUACGAAGGUCCAGGCGCAGCCCUCCACUGGGAGACUUUAUUUAGAGACAGAUAUUGACAGAGUGAGGAGACUUGAUGAAAUGGUAGCUAAUGGCACACUGGGAAAAGGAAGGGAUGAGAAAGGUAUGGAGAAAGGGAAGGACUGGGAAACCAGGGAUCCAUUGGAGAGAAAUGGAGGCUUCAGGACAGAGAAAGGGAACGAGAUGGAGAAGAGAAAAGAGAGCCCCUGGGAGAGAGACACAGGGGGAGACAAAGGCAAAGAAAAUAACAAAGGGAGAGAAAGAUCUUACUGGGAGAAAGACACAAGCAUAGAAAGAGGACGGCAGAAAGAGAAGAAAGUGAUACACAUGAGUCAUGCGCCCCCUCCUCCUCAAUCAUCUUCUGGUGGAAGGAAUAGCCCCUGCCCUAUCUUCAGGUGGCCAGAGGGAUUUCCCAGAAUGUCCUUUAGGUCCACCUCACUGCCCAGACCUGUCAAUAUGCAUGAGUCUGAUGGGGAGAUGCAGCGUGACACAAGCUCUUUCCAUGACCAUAAGGACGACCUCCGCAAGCACCUGUCCUACACCACCCACAAACUAGAGAUGGUGGAAACAGAGUUUGAGUCCACUCGGCAGUACCUCGAGACGGAGCUCCGCCGAGCUCAGGAGGAACUGGAGAAAUUUACGGAAAAACUACGCAGGAUCCAGAGUGGCUAUGCAGCUCUACAGAGGAUCAACCAGGAUUUGGAGGACAAGAUGCACAGGACGUCACAGCACCAUGAAGAGGAAAAGAGAGCCCUCAGCCGCGAGAUCAUCGUCCUCAACAACCACCUCAUGGAAGCCAAGAUCACCAUUAAUAAACUCAGAGAGGACAAUGACCUUUACAGGAAAGACUGCAACCUGGCUGCUCAGCUACUGCACUGCUCAAAGUCUCACUACAGAGCACACAAGAUGUCUGAGCUGCCACUGGAUUUCCAGGAACGCAUCAGCUCCCAUAUGGAGAAACAUACUCGGGGGAGCGGAGCCACCAUUGCAAUGUGCCACUCCAAUUACACUGACACUGUGCCCACGUCACUAAUCGCCAAGGUCCUGGAGAAGCCUGAACCAGGAAGCAGUUGCCCAGUAACGCGCUCACCGAGCCCGCAACGGCAAGACGGAGAGUUUCUUACAGGAACAGGAAGUACUGACCACCUGAACCGCCGCAUUGCUUACAAAACCUCCGAUCUGUACUGCAGCGACACUGCCCUCUACUGCCCUGAGCGAUGGCAAGAAACGGAGCGGAGGCAAAGCGUAGACUUACAUGGCACCGCGCUGCUUCAACUCCACGCCCAGAACUCCACCGAUAGCAACCUGGAAGAAGAGGCCUACCACUCUGGAAGUUUCUCUCACCAUGAGCCUCCAUCCUCCUUCCAUCACCAUGAUGACUUUGGAACUGGCAGCCUCCCGGCUUCCAGUUCCUACUCCAGCUUCAGCCUCGCUUCAGAUGAUAAGGGCGGAGUGAUUGGCGGCUGUGGGCGCACUGCCAGCAGCACCUUGUCCUCUUCCCAUCAGGGGCUCUAUAUGGAAUGGCGAGACGGUGGCAGUGGUGACUAUGAGCAUAAAGGCAUGUCCUCGUAUGAAAAAGAGAGUCCAAGUUUCCCUAAGUCUCACAGCAUCCAGCACAUGGCAGCUCCCAGGAGUCCACAAAAGGGCAACUCACCAGCGUACACAAGGACAGCUUCAUGCUUCAGUGAACCGUACCACCCCAGCUCCCCUCGCUUGGCCUCUUCUCACAGUAUGGGUUCCACAACUGGACUGGGCCAAGCCCAUGACAGAGCUCUGGACAUCCAGGUCCCCGAGGAUGACCUCAGCACCCGCUGGAGACAGCUCAGCGUGGAAGACAUCAACACAUUCUCCUCCUCCUAUGGUAACAUUCCUGGUCGGGUCUCUCCGUACAGUUUCUCUGAGCACCACUUUGCCAUGGGCCCCUCCAGUAAGGUCAAAGGAUCUCUCUACAGCAGCUUCCCAGAUGGAGAUGAAGUCUUCCACAGCCGCAUGCUCGACCAGUGUUUUGCUAUCGGUGCCCCUUCGCCUAGCUGUACUCCUAAACCAACAGAGCAUCACAAGCAGGAGAAAACCUCUGUGCUGUACAGAGCCAAGGAUGACAGUCAGGACUCAGAAUGCAGUCUGUUCCUCUCAGGGAGCUCGAAAGACAAGGAGAGCAGUGUGGGAGCGACAGCGUCCAGCAGCGCCAAGAAGGACUACGUAAAUCUGAGCGCAGACAGCUCGGCCGAGUCUUUACAUCAAAGCUCACUGGAGGCCUCAAGUCUUCAACACUACCCCAGUCCUCGGCCGAGCGUCCGGCCUCGUCCCAGCUCCAGCUCUGCUCUCAGUAUUGGCCCCGCACUCCCAAAGAAAACUUCUCCAAGAUACCAAAAAUUUGGCAGCACGGGACUGACGAGGAAAGACAGUUUGACCAAGGCACAGCUUUACGGUACACUACUGAACUGAACAGAGGACGAGAGCUUUUCAUUUUAUGCAUGAUGAUGAUAAUUCUUUACUUACUGUACUGUACGUCUCCUUGCAGCACACAUACUCUGCGAUGGGGUAUUAAGAUGUUGCUGUUCUAUCUCUUAGCCAAGGCACGUUUCAUGCAGCCUGCAACUAUUUUUUAUUGUGAGUCACAGAGUGUAGCCAACUGAGACCAGGAGACCAGCUUUUCAGUAUGUUUGGAAGCGAUGGUGAUGAUUAGAGCCUCUGGGAGAACUCCAAGCUCCCCGAGACAUUCAACACAUACCCAUAAACAUACUGAGCUACAGCAUUUGCUCCUUUUUGGGUGAUGAGUUUUGCUCUAAUGCAUACAGCACAGACAAUGGACUUUAGGUGCAAUAGACAUUAAAUAACUCGUCUUUGGGAGAAUUUAAGCAGAGACGCCCCUGUUGACUGUAAGCUGCCAAACACAUUUAUCCACUCUCCAAUUUCUCUCAAAGUAAAUACAUGCAGUAUAAUGCACAAGGUGGAAAAACCCAUUUAUAAGUAAAACGCUGAGAGAAAUGAUCUGUAAGCACCACAGAGGGGAAAUUGGAUGCACUGAAUAUAACGUUUAGAAAAAGACACAACUUAUUGAGUUUCUUCCUAAUGCUGGAUUUAAACACAAUCAAAACGCUGGGGAACAAAAACGAAGAAAGACCUCUCAUCGUGUUAAAUAAAACAUACUUGUAGGAUCAUAUGAAAAUAGGAUUUUACCAGAAGAGUACACAUAAAAUGCGCAGGACAUAUAAGACAUGAUUAAAGAGUAAUUCAAUGAGAAUCCAGAUAUGAGCUGCCAAGAUUUUUAAUAUUGUUUUUCCUAUUUUUUUAUAUGAGAGCAAGAAAUUAAAUCAGACUGAAUUGCACAGUAGCUAUGUUACACCAGGACACUUGUGAAACUGCCUUAAUCCUGUUCUGUGGACUGAACGACAGUCUCCUUUACAGCAUCCAACAACUGUGCACAUAGUCGAUAUCUGCUGUAUUGUUUAUGUACCCACACCAUUGAUACUGUCGCUACGGUUACUACAUGCAGUGCAAGUUCUUCCAAUCAGAUAACACACACACACACACACACACACAAGACAGUUUGGGAAGAGGAAGAAGUCUGUUUUUAGACUGAGGAUCAUUUUCUACAAUUACAACAAUUUUCAUUUCCUCGUCUACAAAUCUGGCACGCACCGCAGAAUUUCCAACAAACAAACACCGCAGUUGGCACCAGUUACACACACCAAAACAAAAGGGCUGGUUGUUCUAGUUUUCAGCAGGGUUUAAUUGGGGGGGGGAGACGAGUUUUCCAGGCAAAGUUAGCAGAUCUGCAAUGUAUGCACAACAAGGAGAGGGGGGAGAGUGAACAGGUAGGAAAACAAAAGUUGUACAGUUAGUGUUUUUAAAACAGCAUGCUCGGUUAGGCUAUUUUAGAGAAAACACUGUGAAAACAGACAGUGUGUGUGUGUGUGCGUGCGUGUGUAUAUAUACAGUAUAUUUAUAUACAGUGCAUACAUAGGAAGUGGCAACAUUAAUGUAUUAAAAGUUGCAGAGUUUGCCCCGUUACCCCACAACGUUUGUGCUGCGUUAGACCGGGGGAGAAUCUCUUCUUGCCUGUGUAGCUCUAUAGAUCGGUGAGGAAUAGUGACAGGGAUAAGAUGACAUGAACUCAGCCUUGCCCUCAAGUGGACAUGCCAAGAUUUUUCGAUUUGAUUUAUUUAUUUGUUUGUUUGUUUGUUUAUUUAUUUAUGCCAUGCUUCUACCUCUCCCAUUCCUACAGAUCUGGGAACUGACUUAAGGCUGUUUUAUUAUAAACGAUUUCAACGUUGCAUUUCUUGCUUUUGCCAACAGGCCACACAAAUCUCCAAUCAUGGUCCUCGUAAAGUAAUGAACAGUUUGAAAAGGUCCGGAGUUAAACACUGUACAUAGAACAGGGGGGAGGAUAUAAUGGCUCUUUUUGUUUUUGUUGGAUGUGUAAAAAGAAAUGUUUUCAGUUGGUGUUAUAUUUAAUGAAUGUUUUGACCCCGAAUGAAGAGGCUGAAGUGUUUCUGUCCUACCUCCAGCUCUGUUCCAUGAACAACAGGUCAGCUGUCUAAAUGUUAACAUAUGUGUCUGUCUGAUGCAUGGUUAUAUAUUUUUGCUGUAUGUUUAUUUACUUAAUAAAGAUGGGUGUCGGGAAAUACA